AGGGAGUGUUUAUAAAGUCACACUUCUUUGCCAUCCUGGACACUUUGCCCGCAGAAGCAGAAAGGAAGACAACCUCCAUCCGAAUUCCCAGUGGAAGACUGCCAGGUGUGUGAAGCAGAAGGCGGAGAUGAAGGAGCAGGAGCAGCAGGGCUACUGGCAGGAGACGGGCCGAUGGGCGGGCUACGAGGAGAGCUUGGACCCGCAGGCUGGGGUCUGGGCAUCCUCCCAAAUCUCCUACCUCACCUUCAAGAGCCUCAUCCAGCUGCGGCGCACCAUGAACACCGUUGUGACCAUCUUCGACUGCGAGGAGAAAACUUUGGCUGCCAUCGCUGAGAAGAUGGUUGGCGAGAUGGUUAGCAAGAAAGAGAUUAGAUCUGGAGACCGCGAAGGUGUGCUGAACGCUCUCCUUCAAAACCGCAGUGAAUCCACUGACCCAGAGAGCCAAAGGCUGACCGAUGGGACGGACCUGCACAGGUUUUCAGUCAGGGAGAGAAAAGAUGAAUCCGAUCACGUUGAGGCCUGCAUGGUGCUCGUAGGAGCCUUGGACUUUCUGGAGAAAGCCACGAUUGUUUUUGUGCGGCUGAAGGAAGCGGUGGCCCUCGACUCGGCUCUGGAGGCCCCGGUUCCCGUUCGCUUCGUCUUUGUUCUGAUUGGCCCAAGCAAGGUUGACCUGGACUACCACGAGACUGGCCGAGCCAUGGCCGCUCUGAUGGCUGACAAAGUUUUUAACCAGGAGGCCUUUCAAGCAAAGACGACCAGGGAGCUAACGGAUGCCUUGGUGGAUUUUAUCGACUGCAGCAUUGUCAUCCCACCCACUGAAAUCAAGAAUGAAGGGAUGCUCAGCUCCAUCAUCAGCUUUCAGAAGAAACUCCUGAAGGACAGACUGCACUCUCAAGACCUGACGCUCCGGAGGGACUCCAAAGCUCGCAGAGUUUCUAUAGCGAGCGCGGCUUCUGUUGAAGAUCCGCUCUCACGCACCGGCCGGCCAUUCGGCGGGAUGAUUCGAGACAUAAAGAGACGCUACCAAUACUACAAGAGCGACCUUACAGAUGCCCUGAACGCCCAGGCUCUGGCCGCCAUUAUUUUCAUCUACUUUGCUGCUCUGUCUCCUGCCAUCACCUUCGGAGGCCUGCUGGCUGAUAAGGUGGAGAACAUGAUGGGUGUGCCGGAGCUCCUCAUCUCCACCAGCAUCCAGGGUAUCAUCUUCUGCUUUGUCGCAGCUCAGCCCAUCCUGGUUAUCGGUUUUUCCGGCCCUCUUUUGGUGUUCGAAGAGGCCUUCUUUGCUUUCUGUAAGUCCCAGGACAUCGAGUACAUCGUCGGGAGGGUGUGGGUCGGGGUGUGGCUCGUCAUCAUCGUGGUGAUCAUUGUCGCCUUUGAGGGCAGCUUUCUGGUGCGCUACAUCUCACGCUUCACCCAGGAAAUCUUCUCCAUUCUCAUCUCCAUCAUCUUCAUUUAUGAAACCUUUGCCAAGCUAGGAAGGAUCUUCAAGGCGCAUCCGCUGAUUAUGAAUUAUGAUCAUGUGAAUGCAACAUUGGAAAAUCCCUGGCACCCAAGGGUGGAGUGGAUCACCACGUACGACAACAAAACCGGAAACACAACGGUGAUUGAGAACACCGUGAAGCCGCCGUACCCGAACACGGCCCUGCUCUCCAUGUGCCUCAUGUUUGGCUGCUUCUUCAUCGCGUUUUUCCUGCGGCAGUUCAAGAACGGGACUUUCCUUCCUGGAAAUGUCAGGCGCUUGCUUGGCGACUUUGGAGUUCCCAUUGCAAUUUUCCUCAUGAUUGUUGUAGAUUAUAACAUUGAGGAUACCUACACUCAGAAACUGGUUGUUCCUAAAGGCCUGACGGUGUCCAAUCCGGCCAAAAGAGGCUGGCUUAUCAAUCCCUUUGGGGAGCACAAAUCUUUUCCCGUAUGGUUGAUGUUUGCAUCCUGCGUUCCUGCUCUGCUUAUCUUCAUUCUCAUCUUCUUGGAGUCUCAGAUCACUACUCUGAUCAUCAGUAAACCUGAGCGGAAGAUGGCCAAAGGCUCCGGGUUCCACUUUGACCUGCUGGUUUUGGUCGGCAUGGGAGGACUCAGCGCCAUAUUUGGUGUGCCUUGGCUGAGCGCUGCCACGGUCAGAACUGUAACCCACGCCAACGCUCUCACGGUCAUGAGCAAAGGAACGAAACCCAAGAUAGAGAGAGUAGUGGAGCAGCGAAUCAGUGGCAUUGUGGUAGCUCUGCUUGUUGGUCUGUCAAUUCUAAUGGAGCCGAUCCUAAAGUUGAUUCCCAUGUCAGCUCUGUUUGGGAUCUUCCUCUACAUGGGAGUGACGUCACUGAAUGGCAUCCAGCUGUGGGAUCGCAUGCUGCUUCUCCUCAUUCCAAAGAAAUACCAUCCAGAUGAGCCUUACGCCACCAGAGUAAGCACAGGACGAAUGCACCUGUACACGGCCAUCCAGGUAGUUUGCCUCGGCAUCCUGUGGCUCGUAAAGUCCAGCCCGAUAUCUCUUGCUCUUCCCUUCGUUCUCAUCCUCACCAUCCCUCUCAGAAUGAUCAUGACUGGACAUCUCUUCACCGAACUGGAAAUGAAAUGUCUGGAUGCUGAUGACGCCAAAGUGACGUUCGAGGAGGAGCCUGGACAGGAUGUGUACUGUGAAACUCAGAUGCCUUUAUAGACAUCUGAAAUAAUGGCUGCUGACACUUUUUUUUUAUCCUAAAAGAACUGUAUAGUUAUUUUAUUUUAGGCUCAAGUGAAUUUUUAAUUCCCUGAUGACCAAAGCAAGAUAUUUAAUAUUUAUUUACUGUAUCAUGAAAAAUGAAGAUGCAGAUUAUAUUUAUUGAGGGUGAUUACUGAUAGCUUUAGCAUUUUCUGGAAAGCCCCUUAGUUUAAAUAUGCUUAGAAAAUGUUUUGCUUAUGCAUUUAUAAAGCGAAACAUUUUAUGAUUUCUGUAUUUUUGCU
Molecule: messenger RNA, 2937 nt
Organism: Poecilia latipinna (sailfin molly)
Lineage: Eukaryota; Metazoa; Chordata; Actinopteri; Cyprinodontiformes; Poeciliidae
Gene: slc4a1b
Product: solute carrier family 4 member 1b (Diego blood group)
Exons: 18
Coding region: 128-2653 (841 amino acids)
Biological process (GO): bicarbonate transport; transmembrane transport; regulation of intracellular pH
Cellular component (GO): plasma membrane; basolateral plasma membrane
Molecular function (GO): bicarbonate transmembrane transporter activity; solute:inorganic anion antiporter activity; monoatomic anion transmembrane transporter activity
Source: RefSeq, a predicted model, not a curated record